Truncatella angustata is the source of this 471-nucleotide messenger RNA. Its product is annotated as ribosomal L28e protein family-domain-containing protein. Gene Ontology annotation, biological process: translation. The coding region runs from base 1 to 471 and encodes 156 amino acids. Gene Ontology annotation, cellular component: ribosome; cytosolic large ribosomal subunit. The transcript has 3 exons. Gene Ontology annotation, molecular function: structural constituent of ribosome. NCBI's taxonomy places the organism in Eukaryota, Fungi, Ascomycota, Sordariomycetes, Amphisphaeriales, Sporocadaceae. The record is from RefSeq and is a predicted model, not a curated record.
AUGGCCAGCGCUCAAGUUUCCUCGGACCUCGUUUGGGAGAUCGUCCGCUCCAACAAUGCCUUCCUCGUCAAGCGCAAGGAGUCUGGUGGUGUCCAGUUCUCCCGCGAUCCCUUGAACUUGACCAACAAGCACUCCCGCAAGCACGCCGGUUUCGUCAACGAGAAGGCUAUCGGUGUUGGCCACAACGAGAAGGGUGGUGUCCAGGUCUUCAGCAAGAAGGGCAGCUCCUACAACAAGCCCGCCGGUGCUACCACCUCCACCACCUACCACGGUGGCAAGAGCUCUCGCAGCACCUACAAGGCUGUUGCCAACCACAGCGCCAAGAACGGUUACCGCCCUGACCUCCGUGAGACCGCUGUCCAGCGUGUCUCUGCUAUCCGCCGAUCCCAGAAGGACCCCAAGCCCACCCCCGAGAGCAAGCCCCGUGGCAACAAGGCCAAGAAGGCUGCUGCCGCUGCUGAGGAAUCAUAG